UAGGCAAUGAAUGUGGGCUGGUCCCUCUGCGCUCAACACUCAACACCCGGAUGUGUGCGGCACUUUGACUGCAUAGUAGAAUCGCUGGAUCCAGAUAAUCGACUAUUUGAUGGGAAUCAGAUCGCGGAUUACGACAAAAAAAUGAAAUCAACCGAAUCAGUGCCGUUUUGGAAUCACUGACAGAAUGGAGGACGAUCUGGUUUCAGAGGAUGAUAUCUUGCUCCGGUCGGAGAAGGAGUUCCACGAUGCAGCAAAGAGGAACGACACGGACAAAAUGCGGGAGCUGAUGAAGAAAGGAGUGGACAUCAAGGCCAAAAACAAAAAAGGCCGUACAGCGCUGCACUGGGCGGCAGGGGCUGGGAACGAGCAGGCUCUACGUCUGUUACUAGACCAUAAUAAUGAGGUGGAUGUGGAGGACAGUUUUGGUAUGAAUCCUCUGCUGCUGGCAGCCUGGUUCGGUCACCUCAAGAUCCUACAGAUCCUCGUGGCCUCUGGCGCAAAGCUCAACUGUGAAAACAAAAAUGGGCUGGGCCUGCUGCACUGUGCCGCCCAGCGGGGUCAUAGCAGAGUGCUGGAGUUCAUCAUGGAGGACCUAGUAGAGGAUGUACUGCUGGACAGGGUGGACAAUUCUGGGAAGACAGCGUUUCACCUGGCUGCAGAACAUGGACAACUAGAGGUGGUUGAGUUCCUCAUCGGUAUGGGCUGCACUCACGGCCUCAAGGAUAAGGAUGAAAACAUGGCCAUCCAUCUAGCAGCCAAGCAUGGACAUAACGAGGUCCUGCAGAAGUUAGUUGAGACAGGAGUGGACAUUGACGAGAGAAACAUAGACGGACUGACACCUCUGCACCUGUCCUCUGAUGGAGGUCACUAUGAAUGUGUCAAACUACUGCUGGAGGCCUGCUGUAAUGUCAACGCGCUGACAAACAAGAAUAUGAAUGCCCUCCACUACGUGGCCCAGCACGGCUUCGAGAGGGAGACCAGUCUGCUGCUGGAGGCGGGCGUCAACACAGACACGGUGGAUGGUCAACACACAUCCCCUCUUCACACCGCCGUGCUCCACAAUCACACCGAGGUGGUACGGCUGCUAAUAGACGCUGAAUGUGAUCUGGACAUAUCUGACAAUAGGCUCCAGACAGCCCUGCACAUCGCAGCAGAGCAUGGAAGACAGGACAUCGCUGAGAUGAUCCUCAUAGCUGGGGUUAACCUCAAACUACUGGAUAAGCAGGGGAAGACUUCUCUGGAGGUGGCAGCCAGAGGAAACCAUGUCAUCUUAGUGGACAUGAUCAUCAAAGCAGACCGGUUUUACAAGUGGGAAAAAGACAACGUGAUCAGCGAUGAUGAUUCGUGGCUGGGGAAGCAGCUGAGCUUUAAGCAGGACCACCAGGUGGAGACCCAGCACCUGCGCUCUGUCACGUGGAGGCUGGCCACCAAAGACCUGUCCCGCGGGGAGUGGAAGAGUCUCGCACAACACUGGGGCUUCACGGAUGCCCACAUACGCUCCAUAGAGCAGCAGUGGACAGGUACAAAGAGCUUCAAGGAGCAUGGGCACCGUAUGUUGCUGAUCUGGCUGCAUGGAGUAGUCAUCGCAGGGGAGAACCCAAUCAAAGGCUUGUAUGAGGGACUGACGGGGAUCUCCAGGACCGACCUAGCUGAAAGCAUCAGACAGAAGGCAAAUGCAGACACAAGCUCUCCCAAGAAAUGCACCGCCAUGUGAACAAGUCCAUCCUGAAACACACUGAUAUACUGCAGGAAUAAAUGCCCAUUCCAGGGUUCAAAACUAAAAAUAGUGUCUGAAUAAAGUUAACACACUGAACAAAAUAUAAAUGCAACAUGUAAAGUGUUGGUCCCAUGUUUAAUGACCUGAAAUAAAUGAUCUCAGAAAUGGUGCAUUUGCACAAAAA
Oncorhynchus mykiss (rainbow trout) is the source of this 1901-nucleotide messenger RNA. NCBI's taxonomy places the organism in Eukaryota, Metazoa, Chordata, Actinopteri, Salmoniformes, Salmonidae. The record is from RefSeq and is a predicted model, not a curated record.